Messenger RNA from Oryza sativa Japonica Group (Japanese rice), 2650 nucleotides. RefSeq lists its product as uncharacterized. NCBI's taxonomy places the organism in Eukaryota, Viridiplantae, Streptophyta, Magnoliopsida, Poales, Poaceae. The record is from RefSeq and is a predicted model, not a curated record.
UCUCCCUUGAAAAUGGACGGCGCAGCCUAGCUAACUACACCGUUGCGGUGGUCUCGUCAGCCCGUGGCCCUCGUGCUGCAGCGGGGCGCUUGUGUCGCGCGUAGGUAGCGUACUCCCUGUCCUGGGCUGUCGGUGCGCCGUGCGCCCGCGGCCGCGAGUACGACGCGCGCUGCGUGUGCGCCGUGCGCGGCUCACGGGAAACCAAGCCGUUUUUAAUACGCGGCGCCGGUCAAGCCACACCGCCGGCAUGUGACAGUGCGCGGAGCGGCAUACGUACGCAGCAACGUCACUCGCGGCUCGGCUCGGGGAGCGCGUGAGCGUGCGCGCGGUGGCAUGCAUGGCGGACUCCACGGCCAUGACCGUCGACUUCCUCCGCGCGCGGCUGCUCUCCGAGCGGUCCGUCUCCCGCGCCGCCAAGGAGCGCGCCGACCAGCUCGCCAAGAGGGUUGCGGAGCUGGAGGAGCAGGUCCAGGCGGUGACGGCGCAGAGGCGGCAGGCGGAGCGGGCGGCGACGGAGGUGCUGGGUAUUCUGGAGUCACAUGGCUUCGGCGGCAACCUCUCCGACGUGCUCGACUCGGGCUCCGACCGCGACGGCGAGGAGGAUGACGACCCACGCGACGCGAGGAGCGACGGCGACACGGCCGGCUCCCGCGGGGAGGAGCAGCCGCCGGCGCAGUGCGAAGCGGCGGAGGACGCGCUGUCCGGGACGGCCGAGCCCGGCGGCGGGCUGUCGUGGAAAGGCCGCAGCGUGAGCCCGCGCAAGGCGAGGCAGCUCAAGCAGAAGCACCGGAGGAGCUACUUCUACCUCCUCUCCUCCGACCCGUCGCCCAAGUACCGGAUGGGGCAGUCCUGCCGCAAGAACAAGCGCAAGGAGCUCAGCAAUGGCAAGUCGACGGCGCCGGAAGAGCAGCGCGGCGACGUCGAGGAGAUCGCCUGGAGUCAGAAGGGGCAGCAAGAUGGAUCGGAUUGCACCGACGACGGCCAGGCGGACAUGGACGGCGAGGUUGCUGGUGGUCAGUAUGUGAUCAGGUACGAGAAGGACGGCGAGAUGGAAAGGGUGCUCGAGAGGCAGGCCGAGCUGAUCGGCCAGUAUGAGGCGGAGGAAGAAGCUCAGAGGCAGUGGGAGAAGCAGUUCAACGAGAAUCGGAGCUCAGCCAAGGUUCAUGUUGAGGCAGAGAAUAAGGCGUGCCAGAUAGAAAAUGGUUGGGAGCAGAGCAAGGAGCAUUCUAGGCUCGCGGAUCAAGCGGUUCAUUGCAACGAAGAGGCAAAACCAGGCGUUAAAAAUCACCCCAGCGCCAGCAACAACCGCUCUGCUGGACUUCUGUUGAAUGGUUCCCUUCCUGAAUCACCCCAAGACACAUCAGGACAAGAAGCAGCAGCCGACCAACGUGACUCGCACGAGGAGCUUCACGGCCACUGUCAUGCACAGUCUCAAGGAAACUCUAAUGUCGCCGGCACAAUGACAGGGAAGAAUCAAGAACAAGGAAACGAGAAUCCGGAUGGAUGUUCAAGCUACUGUGACAUCAAAGCGCCAUCAGAUGGGAGCCCGUCAAUGAGUGAUGCCACCCUGAACAGCAAGGUCUCUGAUUGGAGCUCAUCACGCUUCCAUGACCAUGGCGACAACCAGGUCGAUGCAGGGCCAGAUCAACAGCCAACGAGCAACAUGGACAUAGAGUGUGUUCUUCAGGCACUUCAGCUUGCCAGGAUUUCCCUGAGUCAGAAGCUGAGCAAGCCAGUUCCACCCAGCCAGGUGACGCUGGCGCUUCCUGCACCAGGGGACCAUGAACAUUCAGAAGACGACGGCUACUCCCCCGUCGACGACGAGUUCAAUUCUGCAAGAGAUGAGCUCUGCAGCUCAAGCCAAUCUCCUGAUCAGGAGAUACUGGCUCUCCCUGCACCAGAGGAUUACCAUGACAGGGAGAAUUUGCCUGCCAAUGACGACGCUACCAUUUCACUGACAGAGGAACAGACCAGUUCAAGCCCACACCGGCAGGAGAUCCUGGCUCUCCCGGCUCCGGUAGAUGAUUACCACAGAGAGAUAGUGGAUGACAUCAAGAUACCUAUCUGCAUUGCCGGCUUGUUUCGGUUGCCAACAGACUCAUUUCCAAAGGACGAGAUGGUCUCAACUUGCAACAAAUAUGGAGGUUCAGAGCUCAAUCUGAGACCAACUGCAGCUGCUCCUCAGAACGCCUUCGUGAGCAACACUGCUGAUCGUGUCACGGUAGCUCCGUCAGAGAUAAGAGAUGAUCAUGGCUUUUCAACGAGGCCAUGUUACGAUCCACACAGUUCUGGGCUGCUGUCUGUGCCUACUUCUGGUAGGUGUAGCACUCCAAGUUCAGAUUUUACAAUAAGGGGAGCUUCUUUCCUCUCCGGAAUUCCCGGACUUGCUGAAGAUUUCAGGAAGGGAAGGCCCCUUGCAGAUGCAGACCUGUUCAUGCAGCGUGGCUGCGAUUACACUAUUUCUAAUAAGUGGAUGCUGUAGCUUGUAACAUGCAUGAAUUUGUUCUCUUUGCUUUUUUUACUAGCGGAAGGCAGCACUGAUAAUUGACAAGUAGUAUUUCUCAUGGCUGCAUAUCCUUGUGAAGAAGGCGUUCGAUUACUAGGGGAGAUAAUUUGACCAAGACAUGGGAAGUGCGCCACUUUUUGACAA